Messenger RNA from Cryptotermes secundus, 1456 nucleotides. It is a transcript of the gene eIF3m, whose product is annotated as eukaryotic translation initiation factor 3 subunit M. Gene Ontology annotation, biological process: cytoplasmic translational initiation. NCBI's taxonomy places the organism in Eukaryota, Metazoa, Arthropoda, Insecta, Blattodea, Kalotermitidae. The coding region runs from base 95 to 1249 and encodes 384 amino acids. Gene Ontology annotation, cellular component: eukaryotic translation initiation factor 3 complex; cytoplasm. The record is from RefSeq and is a predicted model, not a curated record. Gene Ontology annotation, molecular function: translation initiation factor activity. The transcript is spliced from 7 exons.
UGUAGUUUGUCUAGUGCGGUCUAGUGUUAUCGUGUGGUUCUUUGGUGCUUUGGUGUGUCUCGCGUAAGCGGUUGGUUAGGUGUGGUGUUGCGGCAUGUUGGUUGUUCCAGUAUUUAUUGAAUUGUCCCUCGAGGACCAGGCGCAGGAACUGCGAGCAUAUUUUAAAAGUCUCGGUGCCGAAAUAUCUGAAGAAAAGUCCCCGAAAGGCAUAGAAGAUGAUUUGCAUAAAAUAAUUGGAGUUUGUGAUGCUUGUUUCAAAGAAGUCCCUGAAGCAGAAAUUGAAAGCAUCCUUAAUGGAAUUGUUUCAAUGCUUGUUUUGAUUCCUGUUGAGAGAGCAGAAAAUUUGAUUCUUGCAUUUUGUGAGAAACUGACAAAAGCACCAGGAUAUAAACUAGGAAUAGUAUCUUUGAGGGUUGGCUGGCUGAUGUUUCAGUCUUUGGAUGAGCAUUCUCCCAUGCGGUAUCAUGUAUAUUACCACUUGGUGCAAGUGGCUAAGCAAGUAGAUCAAGUUCAAGCAGUUUUUAAAGAUGUAGAUCACUUGAAACAGCAGUUCGCUGCCUGCCCACCUUCAAAUGAACAAAUGCAGAAACUUCUCCGACUUCUUCAUGAAGUCCUUUUGGGUUGUAAACAAAGUGAAUUGGCCUCGAAAGUAAUGGUUGAGUUGCUGGGAACAUACACAGCAGAGAACGCAUCACAAGCACGAGAAGAUGCGCAGCGCUGUAUUUUAGCUGCUCUGGCGGAUCCGAACACUUUCUUAUUGGACCCAUUGCUUGCACUGAAGCCUGUUCGAUUUCUGGAAGGAGAACUCAUCCAUGAUUUGCUCUCUGUGUUUGUGGCAGAGAAAUUGCCCAGCUAUCUACAUUUCUACCAGCAUCAUAAAGAAUUUGUUCAUUCUCUGGGUUUAAAUCAUGAACAGAACAUGAAGAAGAUGAGGUUGUUAACUUUUAUGCAGUUGGCUGAGGGCAAUUCAGAGAUGUCUUUUGAUACAAUACAGCAAGAAUUGCUGCUUGAAGAAAGUGAAGUGGAAGCUUUCAUAAUAGAUGUUCUGAAGACCAAACUUGUGAGGGCUCGCAUGGAUCAAGCUGCCCGCAAGGUGUACGUAUCGAGCACAAUGCAUCGCACAUUUGGAAGAGCCCAGUGGCAGCAACUGCGCGAUCUACUCCACUCAUGGAAAACCAAUCUACAGAUAACUCAAGAAGGCAUGAAGAGUGUUGCAGCAGCCCAGAUGGAUCUUCUUGCACAGCAGUGAAUAGCCCAUAUGGGUAGUGUGUGAUGUUCAGGAGUGGACUUAUUGACACGAGCAUGAAUAUGUCAAUCUUUAUUGACCACUCUUGUGUCUGGCGUGUAAAUAUCUGUAGCCAGAUUAACUUCUGAAAACAUGCAUAGAAUUUGGUCUGCAUUUGCCAUUUUGUAAAAAGACUAUUGAAAUAAAAGAGAUUUCAAAGUAGAAACUUUA